This is a messenger RNA of Oncorhynchus nerka (sockeye salmon), 1583 nucleotides long. Its product is annotated as proprotein convertase subtilisin/kexin type 5-like. The record is from RefSeq and is a predicted model, not a curated record. Lineage: Eukaryota; Metazoa; Chordata; Actinopteri; Salmoniformes; Salmonidae. The transcript is spliced from 4 exons. The annotation marks the transcript as partial.
UCUUUACGUCUCUCCCUUUCUGUAAGUCACUUCGGUAAUACCAUCACCUGGACUUGCGACCGGUGUGACCCGUCGUGUAGCAAGUGCAGGGGUAGGGGCAGUGGGGACUGCCUGAACUGCCGUGAUGGGUACCUCUACCUGAAGCAGUCGGGCCAAUGCCUCCAGACGUGCCCCGCAAACUACUUCCCUGACACCAGAGCCAAAAUCUGCCGCAAGUGCCACCCCACCUGCAAGACCUGCGAAGAUGAGGGAGCCCUGUUCUGUAAGUCGUGCUUCGAGGGCUUCAGGUUUUUUGGAGGGAUAUGUGACUCUCCCUGUCUCGUAGGACUUUACGCUGCUUCAGCUAUUUGGGGCUUGGAUCCACAGUGUGAGAAGUGUGACCCGUCCUGUCUGGACUGUAAGGGUCCUGGUCAGUGGAACUGCACUGUGUGCCCAGCCAGCCAGCUCCUAGCUGAUGACGGCCGCUGUCUGUCCUGUUGCGGCAACGAGACCAGACACGACAGCAGCCCCCUCCCCCGAGAGUGUUGUGACUGCCGGGCAUCACAAAUGGAAUGCGUCUUUGGGGUGAACUUUGUGUUCCUGGGCAUCGAGGAGCUGCCAGAGGGACAUAUCAAGGUCUUCAUCCUGGCCAUCGUGCUCCUGGUGUCGGCCCUGGGUGCCGCUGUCUUCCUGUACCUCCACUUGCGCUCCAAAACGGGUGCUGGUUUACCCCAGACGAAGGCCAAUGGCUACAAGAAGCUGGGCACCAAUGGGGGCUGGGCUGGGUCAGACUUAGACCCCGCUUCCUCCAUUGGCGACUACAGUGACCGCAUCGUUGAGGAUGACGAGGAGGAAGAAGAUGACGAUGAUGAAGAUAUUGUGUAUAUGGGUCCGGAUGGUACAGUGUAUCGGAAGUUUAAGUAUGGACUCCUGGAGGAAGACGAGGACAUUGAGAUGGAUUAUGACGACGAGAGCUAUUCCUUCAGAUAAAGAGGAAUGUAAACACAACCAGAAACCCUCAGGCGUUCCCACUACUUUUAUACAAUAUUUAUUACCUUCUGUAGUAGUGAUGUAUCCCAAGAUGUUUACACACAAACACCUCUAAAAUGUUUCCUGACCUCGAUAGUGAAGAUCUAAAUAUUUGGCACAGUAGUAGGGCUUAAUAUGAGGGUCUUUGAGGGAAUUUCUUAAAUAGUGCAUUGUAUUUUAGACUUGCAGGUUGGUUUGACAUUUUUGAGUUUUUAUUUGGACUUCUAAGGGUUAGUUUGUCAUUUUAGUUCACUAUUGAAGUCCAAGCACUUUGUAAUCAAUAUUGCGAGACGAAUGAGACAGAGGCUGAUCGCAUCACUGAGAGAUUCAUCCAGUUUCACUCAUGCACUGCUAAAGGGACAGUAAGAUAGAGUUGAAAAUAUUUUUAUGUCACUUAUUUUGAUUAUAGAAUUGGAGCUCAUAAAAAUACUUAAUCUCCCUGAGUUUUUGGAUCCCAUGCAUGUGAAAGAGUAGUGUUGAUUUAUAAUAAUCAGAAAGAUAAAUGUUCUCUUUGUUGAGGUGAAUCAAUGUUUACUUGAAUAAAGUUGGAGUUACUGUGAGAAUGUUUUCUGGAA